AUUAGAGUUUUCAAUAUAUUCAACUUUUGUCUUGAUUUACAGCUCUAAAUAUAACUAGGAUCAAAUCACGACCAGGCACCAGAGCUCAGCCUCUCCAAAAAAGGUCGUGUUUGGACGUGUGUGGUUUGAAAGUGUUUGGCUUGAUGUUACAAAUAGUGUCACAUUUCGGGUGCUGGGAUAUUUAGGUACAAAAUACACCAGUAUUUGUUUAUAUUUCCCACCAUUUUGUUUCGGGUCUGUGAAGCGCUAGAAAGCAUGGAUCGCCUACAGUGGCGCCGGCUCCCCUCCCCGCGGCACGCACCCUCCUCCGCUGCUCCGACGGGGAGGGGCCGCUGCCGGCUGCAGGCCGCGACACCGCGACUCCGCGGCGGCGGCGGCGGCGGCGACCCUUUGUUCGCGGCCUAUGCAAAUCGAGCGGCCCUUUUGCGCCACCGCUCACCAUUACCCAUUUACGCCUAUCAUCGGUUUUGUUUUUCAACCGUUCAUGCCUGCUCGUCAGUCGUCACUAUGUUUUGUUUUGCCGAGUUGCAGAGUUGUUCCGGGUACUGGGGAAGGGAGGGGAGGGGGGGGGACUGCACAUCGACCGGCGGCCCGUGUUGUCCCUGUAACCCUGGUGACCCCCACUGACGUCAUCAGUCUGGAACGCCGCGCCGCCGACUCACUGAACACGAUCGAUUCUGCCGACACACCGACUCGGGGUGUUGAUGUUCGACGCAGUUCCAGACCGGGACAAAGGGCCGACGGAGGAGCCGGAGCCGCACGAGCUGCACUGCGUCCACCGGCCGGGUCAGUGGACAGAGCGGGUGGUCCAACAGUGUGUGGACGGUACUGAGCCCUGUCCACCGGAGCCGACCACGGCGGAGGCGGCGAAUAUCAGCACAAAUGACUACUAUUCCAAGUCAACUUCGUGGUGCCAUCAUCAGGGUGGACCCAAACAGUGUCAUCCUUCCGGCCGGAGUCGGUGACAGCGAGCUGACGGAGCUGCGGAGCUCACGGGAAACUGUGGAGCGGCUGUCAGUCGCCGCCGCCGACCUCCCGCUACUGAGGGGGCAGCUGCCGGAGGGCCUCACGCGCCUCAAUGUCAGAGGGCCGGAGGUGACGGAGCCGAGGUGGCCGGAACGGUUCUGGUUGUGUGAUGAUCUGUCAGUGUCGCUCCAGGGGGUGGCUGCCGACACCAUCAGUCACCUGGCUGACCUGGGACGGACGGUCAUACGACUGUAUUUAUACGACUCUCCUGAUCUCACGACCGGCAGCCUGGAGCCCCUCACCAGGUGCCCUGAGCUGUAUGAUCUCACCCUGUCCGGCGGCGUCCCUGACACCGUGAGCCUGGAGCCCCUCACCAGGUGCCCUAAGCUGCUCAGUCUCACCCUGUCCGGCGGCGUCCCUGACGCCGUGCUGGACAGUCUCAGCGGCUGCCCCGGGCUGAAGUUCCUUACACUGGGGGACCGCCAGCGGCCGGCAGAGACGGCCCUCACAGCAGCAGGGGUCAGCAGACUGGUGAAGUCGUGUCGGCAGCUGUGGUGGCUGUACCUUCACUGCACGGCAGACACCGGCCAGGCCGUGCUGACCGCCCUGAAGGAGGCGGACCUGGGCCGGGACAGGGAUGGCGAGCCCCGUACCAUCCGUCUCUUUGUCCCCGGGGAGCUGUGCCGUCAGCUGAAGAGCCAGGAAGGCCGUUGGGUCAAAGUGUGGGAGUGGAAGUAUUGAUGCGCUGCACUACCGACCGUGCAGUGAUGAGCUGACUGCAGAGAGGCCGAGCCAGUCGGCCGGGGCCGCCAGCUGACUGCUGCCGUGUGGGCUGCACCAGCCGGCACUGAGAGCGGCGCCGGUCAGCCGGCACACGGCCCCCGUGUCCGCUCUAGUGUAGUCAUGUAGUUGUAGUGGUAGUAGUGUUGAUGUAGUAGUAGCACACAGAUGUGAUGUAGUGGGUAACUACCGGGUGGGUAUUGUGGGUAAUUGGACGGUAGAUGUGAUGUAGUGGGUAAUUACCGAGUGAGUAAUGUGGUUAAUUGGACGGGAGAUGUGAUGAAGUGGGAAAAUAUCGGGCGGGUAUUGUGGGUAAUUGGACAGUGAAAAGUGAUGUGCUGGAGAGACUACCGAUCAUUUCAUUACGCUAUUCUGUAUGUAGAACACACGUCUCUGACGGUCCGACUCGGUUCACCGCGCCUGGUCCCGGCGGCACGGCCGGCCUCGGUCACGUGACCGUCCCCCGGUGGAGUCGGACGGCUCGGUCACGUGACCGUCCCCCCCGGGUCUGGCUGCACCUCGGCUCGGCGGUGCUGAGCGCCGUGCUGAGCGUGUUGUGACACGUCCCACACGGACAGCUCUACUCGACUACUGGCUAGCUGCCGUCCGAGCUGGCAGUAUCCACGCGGUGCCAGUUCAGACGGCGGCCGGCCGCGCCGCGCCCGCCCGCUCCGGUCCCGGCCGGCGGCCGUCACCCGGCCCGGGGCGGUGACCAUUGGUCAGUCAGCUGGCCAUUGGUCAGUCAGCUGACCAUUGGUCCAUCAGCUGAUUGGUCCGUCAGCUGAUUGGUCCGUCAGCUGACCACUGGUCAGUCAGAUGAGUGGUCCGUCAGCUGCUUGAUCCGUCAGCUGAUUGGUCCGUCAGCUGGUUGGUCCGUCAGCUGAUUGGUCAGUCAGCUGAUUGGUCAGUCAGCUGAUUGGUUCGUCAGGAGACGCUUCAGCUGUACCAUCUGUAGCCUAGGGCAAUUAGUUACCGGGUUAGUAUUGUGGGUAAUUGGGUGAAGUGAUGCGAUGUAGUGGGUAAUUACCGGUGGGGUAUUGUGGAUAAUGUAACCCUGGGUAUGAUAUAGCCGGCUAUCCGACGGUCGGAUAUAGCCAGCUGGAUGCUACUGAAUUGUGUAGAGCUCUGACGGCACCGGUCAUAACGAGUGUCCUCGCGUCUGUCCGACUCGGUUCACGGAAGCACGCCGUCACGGCCCGGGUGCGCGCCGCCAUGUUUUGUGUCCUCUGCUUCGUACAGGGGGUAAUUGGGCUACCGACCGACUGGGAGUCGGAGUCGGAGUCCGUGUCGAUCAAGCUGCCUUGACUCCGACUCCGGAACGGCUUUUUAGAUUUUAGUUAUCACUUGGCCAUGCUACUGAUAAUCGGCUGCGCUUUGACUAAUACAUUUUACACAUG
Messenger RNA from Amphibalanus amphitrite, 3143 nucleotides. RefSeq lists its product as uncharacterized. Bases 883 to 1707 code for a protein of 274 amino acids. The record is from RefSeq and is a predicted model, not a curated record. The transcript is spliced from 6 exons. Lineage: Eukaryota; Metazoa; Arthropoda; Thecostraca; Balanomorpha; Balanidae.